Molecule: messenger RNA, 1005 nt
Organism: Aureobasidium pullulans EXF-150
Lineage: Eukaryota; Fungi; Ascomycota; Dothideomycetes; Dothideales; Saccotheciaceae
Product: RmlC-like cupin
Exons: 3
Coding region: 93-614 (173 amino acids)
Source: RefSeq, a predicted model, not a curated record
CCAAAAUAUAACAAGCGAUCUAUUGUUGCUCAUAUUUCUCGGAAAGCUGUUGUAAAGAACCGCGCCUUCCAAUAUAUCACAAAGACAGCAACAUGGCAAGCAUUGAAGCAGAAGGUCCCGACGUGUCGGGCGAGGUUCCCCAGGUUCCCAUCAACUUCGUUCCUGCCACGGAGGGCGAGACAUUCGCUUUGGGCCAGUUGACCAUCAGGAUUAUGGAAGAUGGCUCGAGGACAGAUAACAGAAUUGGCACUGUCGAAUUGACUGUUCCUGCCAACACCUCCGGCCCACCUCCUCAUUGGCAUGAGAUGCAUGAUGAGACCUUCUUGGUCACCGAGGGUACCAUCAGAUUCACCUGGUACACAGCCAGAGCAUCAGAGCCAACAAAAACGGUCGACGCGCACGCUGGCGAUUACGUCGUCGUGCCAGUGAGAGCUCCUCAUACUUUCUCCAAUCCGACGGACAAGCAAGCCAAGUUUGUCAACACCUUCACUCCGGCAUUCUAUGUCAACUACUUCAAGUUGUUGGCCAAAUACAUUGGCGAUGGAAAGGUCAUGACCCCGGAGGCCAACAAGAAGGCAAUGGCCAGCUAUGCCACCAUCCCACUGCCGAAGUGAGGAUGAUCGACUGGAAGCAAAUAUCUGCUCAAAUGAUACAGCCUCAACAAUGCCACAGUUUCAGAAUCUUGUGUCGCGGCGGUGGAGAUGUUGCAAGAUCGUAGUUGAGCGGCAGAAAGACGUGCAUUGAAAAGACAUGUAAACAACGUUGUGACACGAGCAAGUCCUAAUUCUUGGCGAUACUAGAUUUCGGUGUUGGAAUCGAUUGUUCAGGAGUAGGUCGUCGUAUGUGUACACGAGUCCAUCAAGGCGAGGGGAAGGAGCAGCCAGACCGACUUUGAUCGGAUACGUUGUUGAUUUAUACUGACCGUAUAGCUCUCGGAGGACACACACUUCUUCUUCUAGUGUCGUCUAGUUUGAGUAGAGCAAUCUCCUGCAUAUUAUGCCAUGG